This is a messenger RNA of Darwinula stevensoni, 802 nucleotides long. Lineage: Eukaryota; Metazoa; Arthropoda; Ostracoda; Podocopida; Darwinulidae. The record is from the annotation of a GenBank genome assembly.
UUUUAGAGUCAUAAUACCAGUUGUUUCAGUGCCCUAAUGGAGGUUGUGUUGAACUCAUUGUAAAACCUCUGAAGGGUUGCCUUUUGUGGUUAACGGCCUACAUUGGCCAAUACAAUUGGAGUAUUUUCUCGGGCUUGCUUAUAGCAGUUGAAUUUAGAACUCAAAGUUGGGUCCUGCAUGCUUCACAGUGGGCUUAGCCUGGUGGUGAUCUUAAAACUUUCUAGGAGUUGAUAAUGCAAAAGCUGGAAGAAAUCAAUCAGCGGGUGAUCUUGAUGGAAAAAAACCGACAAACACGAAGCAAUCUUGAGGUGUCACCAAUGGUAAUGACUGCACAAGACCUGCCCAUGCAAAUUCCCCUGAACACAUUAGAUGAUCUUCAACUCUAUGAAGAACUGUUGAGUGCAGAUCACACUGCUCGUGCUGACUUGGUUUCAUACUUGCGUGGUAUUGGAGGCAAAGAUGGUAAGGAGAGCAUCAUCCACAUGGUGAAGGCCCUUAUUAGCAAGGAUGUAGCCCAGGAAUAUUCUUUUCUUGGAAAGAAGUGCUUCAAGGAACUAAUGAUCUGCAAGUCGAUCACAGUUGCUGCAAAGAAGCUGGCAUUGACUGAGGAGGAAGUAAGCAGUGUUGUGGGGAACUCUCUUCGCUUCUCCUGAGACUGGAAUGGAGGAAGACGUUUACGGAGAAUCCUCUAAGAAGACAAAUUUUUUGUUUGAUUGACGGGUAUCUGUGCUAGAAGAUUUUUUGUAGGACCAUUCUUAAAGCCCCCAGAAAAGUUUAUAUGAUGACACUUUUGUUGGUCCCC